This is a messenger RNA of Colius striatus (speckled mousebird), 1460 nucleotides long. It is a transcript of the gene ARHGEF39, whose product is annotated as Rho guanine nucleotide exchange factor 39. The record is from RefSeq and is a predicted model, not a curated record. The transcript is spliced from 10 exons. Gene Ontology annotation, biological process: positive regulation of cell migration. The coding region runs from base 67 to 1092 and encodes 341 amino acids. NCBI's taxonomy places the organism in Eukaryota, Metazoa, Chordata, Aves, Coliiformes, Coliidae. Gene Ontology annotation, molecular function: guanyl-nucleotide exchange factor activity. Gene Ontology annotation, cellular component: plasma membrane.
AACCCGGGGCGGCGGCGGGGACCUGCAGGAUCCAUUACGUUUCUGUAUAUCAGCCCUGAGGUUGCCAUGAGUGAUCCCUCCCUGCUGUUUAUGGCUGGAGCAAACACUGUGGAAGAGCAGAGGGCUCGCUGGGAGAGAAAGCGCAGCCGGACAGCAAAGGAGCUGCUGGAAACUGAACACAAAUACCUCGAGCAGUUAGAUUUUGUGGUCACAUUCUUUGUGACAAUUUUAAAGGCCAAAGGGACACUGAAACCCGCUGUGUUGGAAACCAUAUUUGGACCUCUGGAAUCCAUAUUUUUGACCAGCCAAGUUCUGUCACGUCAACUGGAGAGAGGGAAUUUGGGACCAGGAUUGGAAACAUUCUGUCAGAAUGUAGAGCUUUAUGGCCACUAUGCUGAGAAUUUGGAGCAGGCAAAUAAAACCUUGAAGGAGCAAUUGAGGAAAAAUAAGGCAUUCCGACGGUUUAAGAAACUCCAGGAGACUCGACCUCAGUUUCAGGGGAGAAAGCUAGAGGAUCUCCUUCCUUUGCCCCUACAGAGGCUGCACCAGUAUAAACAUUUCCUCAGAGACCUGCUGGAGAACACCAGCCCAGACAGUGCUGAGUACCAGAAGCUUGCAAAGGCUGUGAAAUCUGUUUCUGAGGUAUCUCAGUGGGUCAGAGACAUCACCAAUAAGAGAGAGAACUCAGUGCAGCUACUUCGGGUUCAGAAACUUCUCAAAGGCCGGAAGACACGGGUUUUGACUCCAGGGCGCUGGUAUAUCCGGGAAGGAUGGCUUUUGGUGGUGCCUUCAAAGGGAGGAGAGCUGAAACGGAGGAUGUUCUUCCUUUUUUCUGAUAUCUUUAUUGCAACAAAGCCCUGCCACCCACUGCACCCUCUGAACUCAAACAAACUGGCAUGCCAGGCUGUCUACCCACUUCAUCAGUGUGUGGUGGAUAAGGUGUUUGGCCACACACAGAGCCAGGGAGGGCUCCUCAGUCUUUCCUUUCCAUACAAGACAUUGUUGCUGAUGUCCACAGACCAACAAGAUAUUAAUGACUGGUAUCGGAGCCUCACAGCUGCAGUCAGGCAGCUGAAAGCCUCACCCAUCUGAGCGCAUGACAGAUUGGCAGGACAACUGUCCCUCAUCAUAGAAGCCUACACAAUCUUAGGAGAGAUGUUCAAGGAUAUACAGUAGGAGAAUUGCAUUUGGAGGGACUACACACUGUUUGUGAGAUUAUGAACAUUUUGUCAGCUGUCUUAACACAGAUAUUGCAAAAAAACAUGUGCACACUGAGGAUUUGUAUAUUAAAAAAAUAUGUAUUGAGACUUUUCCCUAACUUAGCUUAGCUUACAGCUUUUUUCACUUUUUUACCCUCAGCUUAUUAACUUAAAGACAAGCAGAAGAGAACCUGACUUGCUUUCACCCAUUAAAACUUUUUAUCCAGGUGCCUUUCUAAAUCAGUGUUUUCACAUGUAUAU